UACUGAUGAAUGCGUUGGUUAAUACAAGCCGAGUGGAGAUAAAAUAGGCAGAGGCCUGUGUGUUUGUAAUCUGUGGUAAAUUACAAGUUGAACUGUUGUUUUUUUAAACUACAAAAUGUCGUUUUUAAACUCAGAUAAUCAUAUUUGGCCACAUCAUUCUUCCUUAAUGGUGUGUUCGGCCGUCAUUUUGACUGCAUAUCGACAAACUACCGCCAUCUAAUGGUUCAAUCGUUUGUGUUCAUGCGCCUAUAAAGUGAGGUAAACUACCAAUUUCAAGGAUUUUUUUUUCAUGAGUCGUUACAGUCUAUGGUUACUGGUGAAACAUGGCAGAACAUUUGCCAUUUCGGUCUAGGAAAGCUAUAGUGAAAACCAGUAUCAUUAUUAUUAUUAUUUAAUCAACGGUCAAGAAAAAAAAAGUUCCUGGUCGUGUUGCUACACAACGGGUAAACAAGACCAGCGGAGGAGGCUGCGAAGAUGUCGUCCAGCUACUCAGCCAACCAGUAUGAAGGAGCCUUCAGGUCUCAGAGGCUGCAGAACUGGUGCUCCGCCAGGCACCACAGUCAGAGACCCGCAGCCCUAGAGGGUCAUACCACCUUUAUUGCCAACGACAAGGGACAUCUGCUCCCAGGAGUGAAGAAGGGCAGUGCGUGGCCAGACUUUAAGGGCACCUGGGAUCUCCCCGCUCGCCUCCCAGCCCACUGCAUCAACCUCACUGGCCGCUCUGUGGAGGGCCACCGCAGACUGAGGGCCUGGGGUCUGGACCCACAGCACACCGGCACCUCUCAGCCACAAAGAGGCAGCAAAAACACAGCCAGGCUACCGGAUGGAGAGCAGGUCAAUGGGGAUUCACAGCAGGAUGGCACUGCUCUGUCUUCCAAACCCCAGUCCAGGCACACAGCCUCUGCAAUCACGGCCCAGCCGGCUUCCCAGAGCAGGCCCAUUACUGGAGGAGAGAGGCCUGCCAGCCAAAACCAGGUCUCACAGGCAGCUGAGGACAGAUCUGUCGAAGAGAGACCAGCCACUCAGGCUGCUACUGGGGAAGACAGACCGCUCACACAGGGCUCCCAGGAUGGAGAAGGGCCAUCCUCCAGACCUGCUACUGGUGAGAGGACCAGCAGCAGACCACUGUCUAGGACGGACCAGGAUGUCAUGAGAGAGCAGUGACACAUCGCAGCUCUCGCCAAGACACAGUAACCACCCAAGGGAAACUACUACCAUCCUCUAGUCUGGCAUAGCGAGGCACAGCA
Messenger RNA from Myripristis murdjan (pinecone soldierfish), 1247 nucleotides. It is a transcript of the gene cfap126, whose product is annotated as cilia and flagella associated protein 126. Bases 475 to 1164 code for a protein of 229 amino acids. The record is from RefSeq and is a predicted model, not a curated record. NCBI's taxonomy places the organism in Eukaryota, Metazoa, Chordata, Actinopteri, Holocentriformes, Holocentridae. Gene Ontology annotation, cellular component: ciliary basal body. Gene Ontology annotation, biological process: cilium organization. The transcript has 5 exons.